AAUCUAUAUGGGAGCAGACAGCUGCGUCUUUCUCAAAAAGAGCUGGCUGGUGGAUUUGAACCACUGACCGUGAGAUGAGCAGUCCAACUCUUCUCUCACCGUGACACCAGGGCUCCUUUUCGAAACCCACUGCCAACGAAAGGAAUUCAGAUUCAGAGCACCCCUAUAUAGGGUUUCGGAGGCUGUAAAUCAUUACAGAACAGUCAACCUCUUCAUCCUCCCUGGGAACAACUGCUGGCUUUGAACUGUUAACCUUGCAGUUAACAAGCACAUGAUACCACCAAGUAUCCUCUCAGAGAAGGCAGCUCCCCUGAAAAUAAUUGGAGCAAGUCAUUUGCAUUCCGGGCUGAGGGAACCACCACUGCUAAGCCCCUGAGGCAGCUUGUUGCCUGGCCAGUGUGGGAAAGGUUGAUAUGGCUGAUCAGAAGGAGCGAGAGGGUGGGAGGACCUGGCCCCUGUAGGACCUCUUUGGCUAAUGAAGUCAGUUGGGCUUUAUAUUAAGGAGCAGGUUGUAUUUCCAGCAGGUGGGGAGGUGUGGUUUGGCUGCAGGGUGAAGGGAACAAGAAGGAUGUGGGCCAGGAGCAGGCUGGUUUAACCUCCGCUGCAGUGGAAGACCAGGUGGAGAAGGGACAGGUCCCAGGCCAUCUCCAAAUGUCCCUUGAACCAAAGUGUAGCCCAGGGGAGUGGGCGUGGCUCUGCACCACUCUGUCUCGCUGCAGCCCAGAGAAGGUCAUGAAGGCCUUGUUCCUCACGGGACUUGGGGCCCUGUUCUUCACCUACUACUGGGAUGACAACUUUGAACCAGCCAGCCUCCAGGGAGCCCUAGUGCUGCUGACAGGGGCCAGUGCGGGCAUUGGGGAGGAGCUGGCUCACCACUACGCCCGCCUGGGCGCCCACGGCCACACCAAGGCCCUUGUCCAGAAGGUGGUAGGGAACUGCCGGAAGCUGGGCGCCCCCGAGGUCUUCUACAUCGCAGCGGACGUGGCCUCCCCUGAAGCGCCCAAGCGCGUGGUGCAGUUUGCCCUGACGAUGCUGGGCGGGCUAGACUACCUCGUGCUGAACCACAUGGGCGCCACCCCGGCAAGCACGCGGACCCACAGCGCCCUGGGGGCUCGCUGGCUCAUGCAGGUGAAUUUCCUGAGCUACGUACAGCUGACUUCCUUGGCGCUGCCGAGCCUGGCGGACAGCAAGGGCACCCUGGUGGUGGUGUCCUCGCUGCUCGGUGCGCGCUCCAGGCCCCGGCUCUUGCAGGGAAGGGGGAGCCUGGUUAGGGAGGGGGUGACGCCUACGGUGGGCUCAGCCGACCAGGAGCCCCGCCAGCCCCGCCCCUCCGCCUCCCUAGGCCGCGUGCCCGCCUCCUUCUCCGCCCCCUACUCAGCGGCCAAGUUCGUGCUGGACGCCUUCUUCGGCUCCCUGCGGCGGGAACUGGACGUGCAGGACGUUAACGUUGCCGUUACGCGGUGCGUCCUGGGCCUCGGGAUCGCGCCUCGGCCACCGAGGGAGUCAGGUGAGGUCCAGCGGGGCCGUCGUGGACCUGGGGAGGUCCAACUGCAAUCCCCACCUCACCCUCCCGUCCCCCAGGGGCAUCACCAGGGCCAGGGCGUGGUCCGUGGCGGCGCCACGCGCGCCUCCUGCGUCUGCUACCCGAGGCGCGUCCACCUGCUGUGCUUACUCCGGGCCUGGCUGCCGCGCCCUCGGGCCUGGUUCAUCCACCCGGACCUCAAGUCACGGCUGCAGCUGCUGCCUGAGCUCCCGGUGUGCCAACUCCCCCAGCUUCCGAAUGGGGGGCGCUCACUACUAAACUAUCCCUGCGAUAAGGACCCACAUGGCGACACCUUUGAGAGGCUGGUCAAACAGAUAUGGAACGCUAAGCGGAACUCCCAGCAUUGGAAUCGGUCACAGCAGCUUGAGAGCACGCUCCAGCCACAUGCUCGGCUUAUCAGGGGCCUCGAGCCUUCCUGCUGUUCCCACCCGCACCCCUCCCUUUGAGGGUGCCGGCUUCCGUUUGCAGAGGAGAAGACUGAAGCCCAGAGGGGCGACUCAUGCUCAUCACCCAGGUCACAGCACACAACCCAUCCUUCCAGCCCGAGCCCGAACUGUCCGAGCCCUGAUUUGUACUCUUUGAAGCUGGCAUGCCUCGACCUCACUGGAUGCCGGUGUAGGCACAAGAGAUAGGAAAGUCGUUUUC
Messenger RNA from Echinops telfairi (small Madagascar hedgehog), 2188 nucleotides. RefSeq names its product hydroxysteroid 11-beta dehydrogenase 1 like (gene HSD11B1L). Gene Ontology annotation, cellular component: intracellular membrane-bounded organelle. Gene Ontology annotation, molecular function: oxidoreductase activity. NCBI's taxonomy places the organism in Eukaryota, Metazoa, Chordata, Mammalia, Afrosoricida, Tenrecidae. The record is from RefSeq and is a predicted model, not a curated record.